Molecule: messenger RNA, 6408 nt
Organism: Knipowitschia caucasica
Lineage: Eukaryota; Metazoa; Chordata; Actinopteri; Gobiiformes; Gobiidae
Source: the annotation of a GenBank genome assembly
AUGGGAUGCAGCCUGUGUUCCCUGCAGAAGCCCGAUGAACACUACAAACUACUCUACGAAAUCUGCCAGCUGGGCGGAGACUGCACACAUUCAGCACAGGCACUAAAAGGCUUUGUUUGUGGAUUCCAAGCAACCAGCGGAGACAUAAAAGGUUUUAUAACAGCGCAGUUAUCCUCCCUCCUCCCUGUGCCUCCCUCCUCCCUGUGCCUCCCUCCUCCCUGUCCCUCCCUCCUCCCUGUGCCUCCCUCCUCCGUGUGCCUCCCUCCUCCCUAUGCCUCCCUCCUCCCUGUGCCUCCCUCCUGCCUGUGCCUCCCUCCUCCGUGUGCCUCCCUCCUCCCUGUCCCUCCCUCCUCCCUGUCCCUCCCUCCUCCCUGUCCCUCCCUCCUCCCUGUGCCUCCCUCCUCCCUGUGCCUCCCUCCUCCCUGUCCCUCCCUCCUCCGUGUGCCUCCCUCCUCCCUGUGCCUCCCUCCUCCCUGUGCCUCCCUCCUGCCUGUGCCUCCCUCCUCCGUGUGCCUCCCUCCUCCCUGUGCCUCCCUCCUGCCUGUGCCUCCCUCCUCCCUGUGCCUCCCUCCUGCCUGUCCCUCCCUCCUCCCUGUGCCUCCCUCCUCCGUGUGCCUCCCUCCUCCCUGUGCCUCCCUCCUCCGUGUGCCUCCCUCCUCCCUGUGCCUCCCUCCUCCGUGUGCCUCCCUCCUCCCUGUGCCUCCCUCCUGCCUGUGCCUCCCUCCUGCCUGUGCCUCCCUCCUCCCUGUCCCUCCCUCCUCCCUGUGCCUCCCUCCUCCCUAUGCCUCCCUCCUCCCUGUGCCUCCCUCCUGCCUGUGCCUCCCUCCUCCCUGUGCCUCCCUCCUCCCUGUGCCUCCCUCCUCCCUGUCCCUCCCUCCUCCGUGUGCCUCCCUCCUCCCUGUGCCUCCCUCCUCCGUGUGCCUCCCUCCUCCCUGUGCCUCCCUCCUGCCUGUGCCUCCCUCCUCCCUGUGCCUCCCUCCUGCCUGUCCCUCCCUCCUCCCUGUGCCUCCCUCCUCCGUGUGCCUCCCUCCUCCCUGUGCCUCCCUCCUCCGUGUGCCUCCCUCCUGCCUGUGCCUCCCUCCUCCCUGUCCCUCCCUCCUCCCUGUCCCUCCCUCCUCCGUGUGCCUCCCUCCUCCCUGUGCCUCCCUCCUCCCUGUCCCUCCCUCCUCCGUGUGCCUCCCUCCUCCCUGUGCCUCCCUCCUCCGUGUGCCUCCCUCCUGCCUGUGCCUCCCUCCUCCCUGUCCCUCCCUCCUCCCUGUCCCUCCCUCCUCCCUGUCCCUCCCUCCUCCCUGUCCCUCCCUCCUCCGUGUGCCUCCCUCCUCCCUGUGCCUCCCUCCUCCCUGUCCCUCCCUCCUCCCUGUGCCUCCCUCCUCCGUGUGCCUCCCUCCUCCCUGUGCCUCCCUCCUCCCUGUCCCUCCCUCCUCCGUGUGCCUCCCUCCUCCCUGUGCCUCCCUCCUCCGUGUGCCUCCCUCCUGCCUGUGCCUCCCUCCUCCCUGUGCCUCCCUCCUCCCUGUGCCUCCCUCCUCCGUGUGCCUCCCUCCUCCCUGUGCCUCCCUCCUCCGUGUGCCUCCCUCCUCCCUGUGCCUCCCUCCUCCCUGUCCCUCCCUCCUCCGUGUGCCUCCCUCCUCCCUGUGCCUCCCUCCUCCCUGUGCCUCCCUCCUCCGUGUGCCUCCCUCCUCCCUGUGCCUCCCUCCUCCGUGUGCCUCCCUCCUCCCUGUGCCUCCCUCCUCCCUGUCCCUCCCUCCUCCGUGUGCCUCCCUCCUCCCUGUGCCUCCCUCCUCCGUGUGCCUCCCUCCUCCCUGUGCCUCCCUCCUCCCUGUCCCUCCCUCCUCCGUGUGCCUCCCUCCUCCCUGUGCCUCCCUCCUCCGUGUGCCUCCCUCCUGCCUGUGCCUCCCUCCUCCCUGUCCCUCCCUCCUCCCUGUCCCUCCCUCCUCCCUGUCCCUCCCUCCUCCCUGUCCCUCCCUCCUCCGUGUGCCUCCCUCCUCCCUGUGCCUCCCUCCUCCCUGUCCCUCCCUCCUCCGUGUGCCUCCCUCCUCCCUGUGCCUCCCUCCUCCCUGUCCCUCCCUCCUCCGUGUGCCUCCCUCCUCCCUGUGCCUCCCUCCUCCCUGUCCCUCCCUCCUCCCUGUCCCUCCCUCCUCCCUGUCCCUCCCUCCUCCGUGUGCCUCCCUCCUCCCUGUGCCUCCCUCCUCCGUGUGCCUCCCUCCUCCCUGUCCCUCCCUCCUCCGUGUGCCUCCCUCCUCCCUGUCCCUCCCUCCUCCGUGUACCUCCCUCCUCCCUGUCCCUCCCUCCUCCCUGUGCCUCCCUCCUCCGUGUGCCUCCCUCCUCCCUGUCCCUCCCUCCUCCGUGUGCCUCCCUCCUCCCUGUCCCUCCCUCCUCCGUGUGCCUCCCUCCUCCGUGUGCCUCCCUCCUCCCUGUGCCUCCCUCCUCCGUGUACCUCCCUCCUCCCUGUCCCUCCCUCCUCCCUGUGCCUCCCUCCUCCGUGUGCCUCCCUCCUCCCUGUCCCUCCCUCCUCCCUGUGCCUCCCUCCUCCCUGUCCCUCCCUCCUCCGUGUGCCUCCCUCCUCCGUGUGCCUCCCUCCUCCCUGUCCCUCCCUCCUCCGUGUGCCUCCCUCCUCCGUGUGCCUCCCUCCUCCCUGUCCCUCCCUCCUCCCUGUCCCUCCCUCCUCCGUGUGCCUCCCUCCUCCCUGUGCCUCCCUCCUCCCUGUGCCUCCCUCCUCCCUGUGCCUCCCUCCUCCGUGUGCCUCCCUCCUCCCUGUGCCUCCCUCCUCCCUGUGCCUCCCUCCUCCCUGUGCCUCCCUCCUCCGUGUGCCUCCCUCCUCCUUGUGCCUCCCUCCUCCCUGUGCCUCCCUCCUCCCUGUGCCUCCCUCCUCCGUGUGCCUCCCUCCUCCCUGUGCCUCCCUCCUCCGUGUGCCUCCCUCCUCCCUGUGCCUCCCUCCUGCCUGUGCCUCCCUCCUCCCUGUGCCUCCCUCCUCCCUGUCCCUCCCUCCUCCCUGUGCCUCCCUCCUCCGUGUGCCUCCCUCCUCCCUGUGCCUCCCUCCUGCCUGUGCCUCCCUCCUCCGUGUGCCUCCCUCCUCCCUGUGCCUCCCUCCUGCCUGUGCCUCCCUCCUCCCUGUCCCUCCCUCCUCCCUGUGCCUCCCUCCUCCGUGUGCCUCCCUCCUCCCUGUGCCUCCCUCCUCCCUGUGCCUCCCUCCUCCGUGUGCCUCCCUCCUCCCUGUGCCUCCCUCCUGCCUGUGCCUCCCUCCUCCCUGUCCCUCCCUCCUCCCUGUCCCUCCCUCCUCCCUGUGCCUCCCUCCUCCGUGUGCCUCCCUCCUCCCUGUGCCUCCCUCCUCCCUGUCCCUCCCUCCUCCGUGUGCCUCCCUCCUCCCUGUGCCUCCCUCCUCCGUGUGCCUCCCUCCUGCCUGUGCCUCCCUCCUCCCUGUCCCUCCCUCCUCCCUGUCCCUCCCUCCUCCCUGUCCCUCCCUCCUCCGUGUGCCUCCCUCCUCCCUGUGCCUCCCUCCUCCGUGUGCCUCCCUCCUCCCUGUCCCUCCCUCCUCCGUGUGCCUCCCUCCUCCCUGUCCCUCCCUCCUCCGUGUGCCUCCCUCCUCCGUGUGCCUCCCUCCUCCCUGUGCCUCCCUCCUCCGUGUACCUCCCUCCUCCCUGUCCCUCCCUCCUCCCUGUGCCUCCCUCCUCCGUGUGCCUCCCUCCUCCCUGUCCCUCCCUCCUCCCUGUGCCUCCCUCCUCCCUGUCCCUCCCUCCUCCGUGUGCCUCCCUCCUCCGUGUGCCUCCCUCCUCCCUGUCCCUCCCUCCUCCGUGUGCCUCCCUCCUCCGUGUACCUCCCUCCUCCCUGUCCCUCCCUCCUCCCUGUGCCUCCCUCCUCCGUGUGCCUCCCUCCUCCCUGUCCCUCCCUCCUCCCUGUCCCUCCCUCCUCCCUGUCCCUCCCUCCUCUGUGUGCCUCCCUCCUCCCUGUGCCUCCCUCCUCCCUGUGCCUCCCUCCUCCCUGUGCCUCCCUCCUCCGUGUGCCUCCCUCCUCCCUGUGCCUCCCUCCUCCCUGUGCCUCCCUCCUCCCUGUGCCUCCCUCCUCCCUGUCCCUCCCUCCUCCCUGUGCCUCCCUCCUCCCUGUGCCUCCCUCCUCCGUGUGCCUCCCUCCUCCGUGUGCCUCCCUCCUCCCUGUCCCUCCCUCCUCCGUGUGCCUCCCUCCUCCCUGUGCCUCCCUCCUCCCUGUGCCUCCCUCCUCCCUGUGGCCAAAGUGAAUGGAAAGGACAUCUCCAAAGCCACCCAUGACCAGGCGGUGGAAGCCUUCCGGAAGGCCAAGGAUCCCAUCAUGGUGCAAGUCCUCCGCAGAGCCCCACACCCCCCACUGCUCUGCCCCACGUCUGACACCCACCUGUCGGAGAGCAGCACCCAGACCGAGCUCAGCCUGCAGCACCUCAUGGCCCUCUCCAAGCUGCCUCCCUCUGCUCCGGACGACUACCUGCUGCCACAGGAACUUCCCACUGGACAUGCAUACUUUGACCCCAACGACUUUCUCGAGGGAAUACCGCAAGACAUCGAACGUGAAGAGAUGGAAUAUGAGGAGGUGGAUUUGUAUCGUGCAAACAUCCAAGAAAAGCUGGGCCUGACUAUUUGCUACAGGACGGACGAUGAAGACGAGGCUGGCAUCUACAUAAGUGAAAUUGACCCAAAUAGCAUCGCUGCAAAAGAUGGCCGCAUCAGAGAAGGAGACAAAAUCAUUCAGAUAAAUGGAAUUGAGAUCCAAAACCGUGAAGAUGCUGUGGCGCUACUGACCAGUGAGGGCAACCAGAACAUAUCUCUACUUGUGGCCAGGCCGGAAAUACAGCUGGAUGAAGGCUGGAUGGAUGACGACAGGAACGACUUCCUGGACGACCUUCACAUGGACAUGCUGGAGCAGCAGCACCACCAGGCCAUGCAGUUCACUGCCAGCAUGCUGCAGCAGAAGAAGCACGUGGAAGAUGAUGGCAUGACAGACACAGCCACUUUGCUGUCCAACCAUCAUGAGAAAGACAGUGGACUUGGUCGCACAGAUGAGAGUACAAGAAACGACGAGAGCUCCGAACAAGAGAACUUGUGUGAUGACCACACCACAGCCUCAAACACACUGGGCAGCUGCCGCAAACUCACAUACAGCCAGGACACGCUUGGAAGUAAUGACCUACCCUUCAGUGGGGAAUCCUUCAUUUCUGCUGACUACACUGACACAGACUUCCUGGGAAUCCCAGCUGACGAGUGUGAGCGCUUCAGGGAGCUGCUGGAGCUCAAGUGUCAGAUGGGACAGGUUGUAGAGGGGGUGUACUGCCAAGGGGCUGCCGGCCAGGACGGGGAGUGUGUGGACAAAGAGUUGGAAAUGCUGAACGAAGAGUUACGUACUAUAGAGUUGGAGUGCCUGAACAUUGUCAGAGCUCACAAGAUGCAACAGCUGAGGGAGCAGUGUCGUGAAUCCUGGAUGUUACACAACAGCGGAUUUAGAAAUUACAAUACCAGUAUUGAUGCCCGGCGUCAUGAACUGUCAGAUAUAACAGAGCUGCCGGAGAAGUCCGACAAGGACAGUUCCAGUGCCUACAACACGGGGGAGAGCUGCCGUAGCACCCCGCUAACUUUAGAGUUAUCACCAGACAAUUCCCUCCGCAGAGAGAACCAGGAGGCGCUGGCAGCAGGGCCCUCUAUGAGCGUUACCGGCCGUGGGAUAAAACCACUGCUCUCUCCUGUCCUUGAGGCUGGAGGGCCAAGUCGCAGCAGAACGAAAGACAAAGAUGAAGCACUACAACCCGUACCUAAAGAAAGGAAGUCUACUCGUGGAUUUCAACACUCCCCGUACAAGCACGCCCACAUCCCAGCUCAUGCUCAACACUACCAGAGCUACAUGCAGCUCAUUCAGCAGAAAUCUGCUGUAGAAUAUGCCCAGAGCCAAAUGAGCCUCGUCAGCAUGUGCCACGACCCCAUCAGCCCACAUGACCUGGAGCCAAAGAUGGAGUGGAAGGUUAAGAUUCGCAGCGACGGCACACGUUACAUCACCAAGCGGCCUGUGCGAGACAAAUUAUUAAGAGAACGUGCUAUCAGGAUUCAUGAAGAGCGAAGUGGCAUGACCACAGACGAUGAUGCGAUCAGUGAGCUGAAGAUGGGCCGCUACUGGAGCAAAGAGGAGAGAAAGCAGCACGCCGUCCGAGCCAAAGAGCAGAGGCAGCGGCGCGAGUUCAUGAAGCAGAGUCGCGCUGACUGUCUCAAGGAACAGUCUGCUGCUGAAGACCAGAGAGAGCCCACUAUCAUCCAACUCAGCCAUAAAAAGAUGAUGAAAAAGAGAAGCAAGAAAAUAUUUGACAACUGGAUGACCAUCCAAGAACUUCUGACCCAUGGCACCAAGUCGCCAGAUGGGACCAGGGUGUACAACUCAAUCCUGUCCGUGACCACGGUCUGA